Tribolium castaneum (red flour beetle) is the source of this 1444-nucleotide messenger RNA. Its product is annotated as glutathione S-transferase theta-2. NCBI's taxonomy places the organism in Eukaryota, Metazoa, Arthropoda, Insecta, Coleoptera, Tenebrionidae. The transcript has 6 exons. The coding region runs from base 56 to 1396 and encodes 446 amino acids. Gene Ontology annotation, biological process: glutathione metabolic process. Gene Ontology annotation, molecular function: glutathione transferase activity. The record is from RefSeq and is a predicted model, not a curated record.
GUUACUAGAGGGAGUUCUGUGUGUGUUUUCGAACUAUUCAAACAAUUAUUACGAAAUGGCUCCAACUGUUUAUCUCAUCUAUGCAAGUCCUCCAGUUCGGGCUGUUCUAAUGACCGCUAAAGCCAUCGGAUUGACUCUAACAGAAAAGCAGGUGAAUUUGUUAGCCGGCGAUCAUCUCAAACCCGAAUACCUCAAGUUGAACCCUCAACACACCGUUCCAACACUUGUUGACGACGACGGUUUUACAAUUUGGGACAGUCAUGUAAUCAUCACUUAUUUAGUGUCCAAAUAUGCAAAAAACGACGCUUUGUAUCCCAAAGACUUGAAAAAACGUGCAGUGGUUGACCAACGUUUGCAUUUUGAAUCGGGGUUUGUUUUCCCUCGAUUAGCGGCGAUUUCACGCCCGAUUUUCUUUGAAGGUAAGAAGACAAUAAACCAAAAAGACAAAGAGAGUGUUUGUGAGGCUUACGGGUUUUUGGAAACGUUCCUGAACGGACACCAAUGGGUUGCUGGUGAUUUUAUCAGCGUAGCUGACUACAGUUUAGUUUCAGUUAUUAGUAGUUUGAAUUAUAUUAUGGUGCCCAUUGAUGCGGGGAAGUAUCCUAAUUUGCAUGCGUGGCUACAGAGGAUGGAAGGGCGGCCGGAAUAUGCAGCCAAUGUGAAAGGACUGGAAGACUACAGCAAAUUGUUGAAAAGCAAAAUGCAUAGUGCUUCUCUUACUAAACCCGACAUGGCUCCAACAGUUUACGUCACACAUGCAAGUCCUCCAGUUCGUGCUGUUCUGAUAACUGCUAAAGCCAUCGGUUUGGCUGUGGCAGAAAAAGAAGUGAAUUUAUUUGCUGGCGAACAUCUGAAACCCGAAUACCUCAAGUUGAACCCUCAACACACCGUUCCAACACUUGUUGACGAUGAUGGCUUUACAAUUUGGGAUAGUCAUGCAAUUAUCACUUAUUUGGUGUCCAAAUAUGCAAACAACGACGCUUUAUAUCCGAAAGAUUUGAAAAAACGUGCGGUGGUUGAUCAGCGGUUGCAUUUUGAAUCGGGGUUUGUUACCCCCAGGUUAGGGGCAGUUGUUCUCCCAGUUUACUUAGAAGGUAAGAAGACAAUCACCGAACAAGAUAAGGAGAGAAUUUGUGAGGCUUACGCAUUUUUGGAAACUUUUCUAAACGGACACCAGUGGGUAGCUGGUGAUUUUAUCAGUGUGGCUGAUUACAGUUUAGUCGCAAUUAUAAGUAGUUUGCAUUAUAUUUUGGUGCCGAUUGACGAGGAAAAGUAUCCUAACUUGCAAGCCUGGUUAAAACGGAUGGAGGGUCGGCCGGAGUAUGAAGCCAAUGUGAAAGGAUUGGAAGACUACCGCCAAUUAUUAAAAAGCAAAAUGACGAAUUUACCUUGUUGAGUUUGUUUCAAACUUAAUUAUAAUAAACGUUUUUAUGUACGAAAGAAA